CCGCUUUAGUUAAAUCAGUCGCAAAAAAGUCCGUGGCCAGAACGCUGAAAAAAACUAAAACUAAAAUUCUCUGAAAACCCACAGCAACGCUUUAAUCGUUUGAGCAGCAAGAGAGAAAGGGAGCGACUAAGAGAAAGAGAGAGGAGAGAAAGAGAGAGUGAGAGAGAAAGAGGAAGAGAGAGAGCGCAACAUACGAAACGAGGCAGUAAACAAACAAGCAAAGGUGACCACGUAUAGGAAUUGUCUGGAGGAGGAGCAGGAGCAGGAGCAGAAGCAGAAGCAGCAGCAGGACGAGCGGCGGUAGCAGGAGACUUACACACCACACACACACACACCUACCCAUCCAUCCAUCCAUUUACCCAUCGCAACACACACCCCAACCCCCCCACACACACACACACACACACACACAGAGAAACAACAAAGAUGUCAUGGAGAUAUGCGCUAUCCACGGACAGAUACACCAGCAGCAUUGGCGAUAGAUAUAGUCCUCUUUAUUAUCAGUCGCCAAGUCGUCUGGAGACCUCCGAACAGACAACAGGACGUCAGCUGCAACGAGUCCUUCACUACUCGAUGGCUCCCACACGGGCUUUGCCCGGCUUGAGGAGAGCCGAAUGCGCCAUUCACGAUGUUGACUGUGAUGAAGUGUAUCCGGGCAUUUUUAUAGGCGAUGCUGCGGCGGCUAAAAGUAAAACGUAUCUGAGAAUGAUGGGCAUCACACAUGUGCUAAAUGCAGCGGAAGGCUGUCGCUAUGGUCAGGUGGAUACUGGACACAGUUACUAUCGUGAUAUGCCGAGUGUUAGACGCCAACAUAAGGUUUGUGUUUUUAGGUAUAUGGGCUUCCCCAUGAUCGAUGCCCCAACGACAGAUAUAUCGCGUUACUUCUAUGUGGCGGCCAAAUUCAUUGACAGUGCCAUCAGCAGCGGCGGUAAAAUUCUCGUCCACUGUCUUGUGGGGAUGUCACGAUCAGCCACUUGUGUUUUGGCCUAUUUGAUGAUCUGUCGCAAAAUGUCAGCCGUCGAUGCAAUACGCACGGUUCGCAUGCGUCGCGAUAUUAGGCCAAAUGAUGGAUUUUUACAACAAUUGGCCGACUUGGAUAUGGAACUGAAGCGCAAAAAUUUCUAUCCCUAUUAAGAAAAACAACAAACAGAAAAAAAAAAUAUAUAUUUUAAAUCAUGAUUGUUUAGUUAAACGACAGGGGGCAGUAGUAGACCAAUCACACACUCUUUUAAUAAUCUCCCCCUGUCCACUUCCAUGAGAAUCAUAAAAGAAUACAACCAAAGAAACAAAACAAACGAAAAAAAAAAACAAAACGAUU
Molecule: messenger RNA, 1318 nt
Organism: Drosophila willistoni
Lineage: Eukaryota; Metazoa; Arthropoda; Insecta; Diptera; Drosophilidae
Product: dual specificity protein phosphatase 13
Exons: 7
Coding region: 427-1134 (235 amino acids)
Biological process (GO): protein dephosphorylation; negative regulation of MAPK cascade
Cellular component (GO): cytoplasm
Molecular function (GO): MAP kinase phosphatase activity; protein tyrosine/serine/threonine phosphatase activity
Source: RefSeq, a predicted model, not a curated record